UAGGCAAUUAGGGAGUACAAAAUUACAAAGAGCCCUAGUGGUCUCAAUCAGAAACAACAAGCUGCUCUGAAUUUCCAUGGAACGCUCUAAUCUCAAACGCUCCUUCGAAGCCGACGACGACGACAUGUCCGCCAAGCCUCCACCGGCGAAGAAGAUAAGGUAUCCGAAAGGCAAGAAGGUGAAGCCGGAGGCCGAACAAGCCAGAGCCGCGGGCGGCGAUGCGGUGGCCCCGACGCCGAUGAACGACCCUAGCCUGGCGGCGAAAAAGAGGGCAAAGGAGAGGGCGAGGGAGAAGGAGCUGGCGGAGGCGCAGAUUCGCAGCAGCGAAAUCGCCAAGAUCUUGAGGGAGGCUGACUCAGGCCCCGCCGAGAAGAUCAAAUCGGACUACAAGAACUUCGUCGAGGACGGCAUUCAGUUCGACCCGUUCAACUUGGAGAAGGAGAGGGAAGAAGGCUAUUUCGACGCCGACGGGAAUUUCGUCGAGUAUGUGGAGCAGAAUAUCAAGGACGCUUGGUUUGACAGCCUUGACAAAGCUGUUGAUCCAGAAACCACCAGGGAAUUUGCUGAGAAAUACGGCGACGGUGGCGACGGCGAAGAUGAUGAAGCUGCGCAGGAUUUGAGUUCGGAGGAGAUUGGGAAGAUCAAGAGGCGAAUUGCGGAUGCGCUGGAGCCGGGGGAGACUGUGCUGCAGGCUCUGAGGAGGCUCAAGGGGAACAAGAAGGAGAAGAUGUCGGCGGAGACGAAGGCGGUGUUUGAUCAGCUGACUGAGGAUGCUUUGAUGCUGAUGAUGAAGAAUGGGGAGAACAAUGUGUAUGAUGAGGAGAAGGAGGUUUUCGAGAGGGAGGCGCAGGGGUAUGAGACCUUGGCUAGGGUGAGAAUGGGAGAAGGGAAGUCCAUACUGGAGGACAUGGAGAGUGAUGCUGGGGCUUUGAAUCCCAUUGCGUCCAUUGGUGCUGUUGAUGGUGCCGUGGCUGAUGAUGAUGCUUUUGACAUGUUUGGCGAUGAUGAUCAGCCUGCUGCUGCGCCGGGAUUGGAGGCCAAUGGUGGGGGAAUGGGGAAUGACUAAGCGUUUGAUGAAGGGUCCGGUUACUGUUACAGUUUCAGCUUGGGGUAUUAUUACGAUCCGAAUACUGGGUUGUACUGCUCGGCUGUUUCGGGGUUGUGGUACUCGUACAAUGAGGAGACUGGGGCAUAUGAUGAAGUUGCACACCAGGCACCUGAGGCCACGGCAGCUGCUGUGAAUUGAGUAAGGAAGAGCUGAAGAGAUCUGCUGCUUCUGCGAGUUUUGUGCAAAGUUUGUAAUAGUUGAAUACCAGUGAGUCUAAUUCAACUACUGGCGGCCUCUGUGGAAGCAGGAGGUUGUAGAACUUAUCAUGCAAGAAAAAAACUCUUUCCCUUGCUAUCAACAGCCUUUUUCCACCCACACCAUCCGCCGUUUACUAUUUUCUUGUGUUCAUCGUUUGCCCGUAUAGUGAGGAUCAAGUAUAAGACAUGCAGAGUCUCCGCUUGCAUCAUUGUAAUCAACUCCCAAGAGGGUAUACGCAAGAACUCCACCACCUGCAGUCAUAAAUCAAACUAUUAAGACUUUCACUUUUGUAGUCUCUUUAAAGCUAGUGUCAAAUUCAUGUGAAGUAGAGGAAUUCAUGCCGUACCUGUCAUAAUAGGUGUUCCUUGAUUCCAAAAGUGCAAGGCCAGCCUCGACAUUUUUCAGGAAGCUCAGCUCCAGAUCUAAAAUUCAUGACUUUGCAACUAACCUGUUCAACAUUUAAGUCGAUCAUUUUAAAUUUGGGUGCAUUUGACUUCAGAAAGUAUCAGCAAAUAUCAUUGAUCUACUUACUCCCAAAAGCUUGUCCAGAACAAAGCUCAACUCAAUGGCACCAAUCCAUUCGUGAACUCCGUGAAGGAAUGAAAGAA
Messenger RNA from Argentina anserina (silverweed cinquefoil), 1914 nucleotides. RefSeq names its product LIN1-like protein. The record is from RefSeq and is a predicted model, not a curated record. Gene Ontology annotation, cellular component: U5 snRNP. The transcript is spliced from 2 exons. Lineage: Eukaryota; Viridiplantae; Streptophyta; Magnoliopsida; Rosales; Rosaceae.